AUGUCGGUCACAGGCCCUGUUUCUCCUUCGCGAGGCCAGAAGUUUGCCACGACUAAGAGAACGAAUUCAUUAGGUUGGGCUACAAGCGAUUGCCAUCGGUGCUCAUCACUUAGUCGCCAUUGCAACCGUCAGAGGCCAAGAUGUAGCGCCUGUCUGGCCGAUGGCAUCAUAUGUGCAGGUUAUGUCCAACAGCUGAAUUGGGAAGGAUCCAAAUCCCGCAAGGGCAAAUCAGCACGCAAUGAAAGGACCAAGAAGCUAGACCUCUCCAAGUCAGUCGAAGCAAUCGCUCAGUUACCUCGACCGACCGAAUUUACUUUCGUCGCUCAGAGCACAGUAUCUGACCGCUCAAGAAAGAAGUCUUUCGAUCAACCAUCUCCCAGCAAACCUACAACGCCUCUCGCAUUCGAGGUUAUCGACACUGUACUUCGGGAUUCGUCAUCGACGACAUACGAAUUGUCUUCAAAAGAUUCCUCCUCCCCGUGGCCUGUUUCGAGAACAGCGUCACCAGUCUCGGUCAACGACGUGCUACAAUUAAAUUUCUCCAUUUCGCCAAAGGUUUACCGCCUUCCAGGGGAUCUUGAGGACUCCCUAUCUUUCUAUCAUGAGUGUUUCUCCUACACGACACUGACUUUUCCUGUUCAUAUCAACCCGUGGCAGUCUGCAAUACUCCACAUCAAUGACAAUAUCCCCUGCGUCCAGUAUGCGGCUGUCGCCCUUGCCCAAAGACAGCAAGCUCACUUGAGUGGUCAACACGAGAACCUCUCCGUGCUCAGAUUGAAAGAUCGUGCGUUGUCCAUUUUUGGGACUCACCUCAACGAUGUCUCCCUUGAAUCUGCUGUAAGCACUGCCCUCUUGUUGCUUGCAUUGGACUACAUUGAAUCCGGAUAUUCCAAUUGGAUUGUCCAUCUUCAAGGUGCUUAUCGAAUUCUGGAGUCACAUGGUGGUAUCAUAAUGGCCAAGGACCGCGCAAACCUUCGAAGUCAGAUCGCCCAGCUCUUGUGGUAUGAUGUCGUAGCAGCACUGCUAUCUCGCUGUGGACCGGCCUUCCCAAGAAGCUACCUCGACCAAUUAAUGUCCUGGCAGUCUGAAGCCGAAUGGAGCAUGCUCGCCCUGAACGGGCUCCCCGACGAUAUGUUCUGCGAUAUGUAUGACUUGGCCGCGGCGGCAACGCACCCAGAAACGGUCACGUUGUCCGAACGCUCCAGUUUUCAAACCAAGAUUGCUACCACUUUUAUUGAGACACACGGCAAUGAAUACUUUUAUGCUAUGUCUGAAUCCUGGAAAUUAGGCCUUCUUCUUUAUUGCGCCAGGGUCUUUCCAUUUUCAGAAACGCAAAGCGUCUCUAGCAAUGCUAAACCAGCUAUCUCCAAUCCAAGCUCGCUGUUGAGCAUAGACAUGGAUCCCAAUAGCUGGGCUAAUCCGCAUGAGCUCGCAAUCCGGAUCCUUGAACAUGUUCAAUCUCUACCACCCCACAGUUCACUGCAAAAGCAGUGUCUAAUGCCAAUCAUGUUAGCUGGUUGCGAGAUCAGACCGGAUGAACGCGAAUUGAGGCAAGUUGUUGUUGAUUAUGGCGAGAGAUGGAAACGAAAGACCGGAUUCUGGCUUUGGAACUCAGGCAGCGAGUUUCUUGGAUCUGUUUGGGCAGCCAAUGAACAAGCUUUAAUGACUGGCCGACCGUCUGUCUCAUGGACUGAAGUCUUUCCACCUUCUGCCGACUAUGGCUUCCUAUUUGGCUGA
Exophiala aquamarina CBS 119918 is the source of this 1737-nucleotide messenger RNA. RefSeq lists its product as uncharacterized. NCBI's taxonomy places the organism in Eukaryota, Fungi, Ascomycota, Eurotiomycetes, Chaetothyriales, Herpotrichiellaceae. The coding region runs from base 1 to 1737 and encodes 578 amino acids. The record is from RefSeq and is a predicted model, not a curated record. Gene Ontology annotation, biological process: positive regulation of transcription by RNA polymerase II. Gene Ontology annotation, cellular component: nucleus. Gene Ontology annotation, molecular function: zinc ion binding; DNA-binding transcription factor activity, RNA polymerase II-specific; transcription cis-regulatory region binding. The transcript has a single exon.